AUGAUGAUGAUGCCUAUUCGUAUGUCGCCAAUCUGGUGCCUUCUAUUCUUCCUCUUUGGUUGCCUACAAUUCAAGGUCAAUUACGCAGCCAGUGAUGACACCAAACAAGCAGAUCCUUUGACAUUUUCAACAAAUGAGUGUUUCCUCACCGAACCUGUCUAUGGUCAUCUAUUCAAUUUUACGAAUUUGCAAACAGAUUUUGCCCAUUGGACUCGCGGUGAAUAUGGCGAUACCUUUGAAUUUAAUAUUUGUGGAAAUUUAACGAGAACCUGUAAUGGACGUACAGAUGUUGCGGCAUGUUUAAAGAAGGCCGAUAAAAAGGAGUACGUCUUGGGCACCCAUCAUCUAUUGGAAUAUCACAAUGGUAAAAUGUACUUUACAUUUUCGAAUGGUGAAAAAUGUCCCAAUUCAUCGGAUAAUUAUAAAUUGCAUGUGUACUUGGGAUGUGAUUAUACAUUGGAUAAGGAUCAGUCACGUGUUACAUCAUAUUCAUCCAAUGCCUGCUCCUUUUACAUAACAUUCGAAACACCCUUGGCCUGUUUACCCGAACCAGAAAAUGUUAAGGGCAAUGACUGUAGUGUACGAGAUCCCAAAACUGGUCAUAUGUUUAAUCUGAUGCCACUUAGUGAUAGUAAUUAUAGGAUAAGCGAUCGUCAGGGAAAUGCAUUUAUUAUAAAUGUCUGCAAACCCGUAUUGUAUAGCGAAAAUGCUAUGUGUCCGGCCGAGAGUAGUGUGUGCUUUCAAAAACCCCAUGCCAAUUAUAAAGAGAAAUUCUUCAACUAUGGUACAGCCCAACCCAGACCAACAAUUGAAAAUAAUAAUCUUGUAAUUCGUCACACAUCGCCAACACCAUGCAAUGGUGCCACAAAUUAUUCAUCUGUUUUAAAUUUCUACUGCGAUAAGGAUGUUAAGAAUGCACAUCCAGUACUAAUGGGUUUCAAAGAUUGUGUUUAUACAUUUACGUUUGCAACACCAUUGGCCUGCCAGGAAUUACCAUCAUGUACCGUUGUUGCCCAUGAUAAUGAAAUCAUCGAUAUGAGUCCAUUGCGUAACUCAAAGUUUACACUGGAACAAGAUAAUCAGAGCUAUGUACUAUCGAUAUGUUCAGCAACCGGUGAGCCGUGUAUGGAAACAGAUGGUGCAUGUCUGCAGGUCAAUAAUCAAUCAACCAGUCUGGGCAAAAGCAACGACCAUUUGCGUAUCAACCAGACGGGUACACCCUAUCUACUGUAUGAGGAUGGUGCCAUUUGCCAAAAGACAUCGGAUGGAGGAACUAGAAAAUGGUCAACUAAAAUAGAAUUUGUCUGUGCCAAUCGUACGGAGGGUAGCAACAGCAAGGAUAAAAAUGUUGGUCCGAAAAUAAUUGAAAAUUCCAAUUGUCAACUGUUAAUCCACUAUCAAACUGAGUUGGCUUGCCGUGAGCAAAUAAGUUGUAGAGCCAAAGUUUAUGUUGAUCAUUCGGAAGAUGGUACCGGUACGGAUUUUAUUGAUUUGUCACCGCUGAUUUCGAAUACAGAUAAUUAUGAGGCUGAAAUUGAUGCGGCAUUAAUUGCACAACAUCAACAGCUGACUAAGUCGACUAAGAUCUUUCUAAAUGUAUGCCGACCAUUAGUACCCAAAUAUGCCUUAGGCUGUCCAGGAGGUUCAGCUGCUUGUAUGGCGAAAAUUGAUAAAAAUACUGGCAAACCGGAAGAGGAACAGAGUCUUGGUUUCCCAUUGGCAUCGCUGGUUCCCAUAAACCGUACAUCGGCUGAAUUGCGUUACCUUUUGGGAUCGCCCUGUCCGGAAGAUAAAAACACCCUCAUGUCGUCAAAAAUUGAAGUUACAUGUCAAAUGAGAGCUGGUCGGUACUUGUAA
This is a messenger RNA of Musca vetustissima, 1857 nucleotides long. It is a transcript of the gene Lerp, whose product is annotated as cation-independent mannose-6-phosphate receptor. The coding region runs from base 1 to 1857 and encodes 618 amino acids. Gene Ontology annotation, biological process: lysosomal transport. The record is from RefSeq and is a predicted model, not a curated record. Gene Ontology annotation, cellular component: late endosome; trans-Golgi network; plasma membrane. Lineage: Eukaryota; Metazoa; Arthropoda; Insecta; Diptera; Muscidae. Gene Ontology annotation, molecular function: signaling receptor activity; D-mannose binding; insulin-like growth factor binding. The transcript has 12 exons.